AUGCAAAUUGCUCAGAGCCGUCAGAAGAGUUAUGCAAACAUCAGGCGUAGGGAACUCGAGUUCGUGGUAAGUGAGCAGGUGUUUCUUCGUGUGGCACCCAUGAAGGGAAUUUUACGUUUUGGGAAGAAGGGGAAGCUCAGUGCAAGGUUCAUUGGGCCUUUUGAGAUUUUGGAACGUAUCGACCGAGUCGCGUAUAGGUUGGCUUUGCCACCAUCGUUGGCUGCGGUUCACAAUGUGUUUCACGUGUCGAUGCUGAGGAGGUACAUUCAUGACCCUUCGCACGUUUUGGAUCCUGAACCAUUACAACUCGAUGAGUCUUUAUGCUACGAAGUGGUACCUGUCAAAAUUUUAGCAGGAGAAACCAAGUUGCUAAGGAACCGGACGAUUCGUUUAGUUAUGGUUUUGUGGAGAAACCACCAAGUGGACGAAGCUACUUGGGAACGGGAGGACGAUAUCAAGGCGAGAUACCCUGAACUGUUGGAACAGUCAACUUUCGAGGACGAAAGUUUUUGA
Messenger RNA from Momordica charantia (bitter melon), 513 nucleotides. NCBI's taxonomy places the organism in Eukaryota, Viridiplantae, Streptophyta, Magnoliopsida, Cucurbitales, Cucurbitaceae. The record is from RefSeq and is a predicted model, not a curated record.